Messenger RNA from Neodiprion fabricii, 1914 nucleotides. Its product is annotated as phospholipid scramblase 2. The record is from RefSeq and is a predicted model, not a curated record. Gene Ontology annotation, biological process: plasma membrane phospholipid scrambling. The coding region runs from base 632 to 1381 and encodes 249 amino acids. Gene Ontology annotation, cellular component: plasma membrane. The transcript has 7 exons. NCBI's taxonomy places the organism in Eukaryota, Metazoa, Arthropoda, Insecta, Hymenoptera, Diprionidae. Gene Ontology annotation, molecular function: phospholipid scramblase activity.
ACACGAAGUACCCGUUCCUAUGACGGUCGAGUGAGUCUGCGAAUGCGCAUGCGCGGAGUACGGAAAAGACCAUUUUUCACUCCUAGCAGUUAAAACUGGUCUUUUCAGCACUGUGCGCAUGCGCUGUCGUAAACAAAUCUGACGUUAUGCGGCCGUAAACUCAAUCUCGAACUUCGUGAAAAACGCCCAACAUACUCUUGUUACAUAAAGAAUCGUGUGCAACAAGAAGGCAGCGGUCCUUUCUCUUUUAAGAAAAAGGAACUAUGCACAUCAAUUCGAUUUUAUUUCUUGUACUUUGUUAAAUAUCAACACUCCUUAACAUCUGCCCAAUCGUUUUUAUUUGUACAUUCAUACGUAUCUUUUCUUAUCGUUAGCGGGAAGACAUGUGGAUGUAAGGUCUUGUUGCAGGCAAUCCGCCACGCGGAUGAAACAGAGAUAUGACUGCGGACUACUUUUGUCGCAAUGAAACACUCGGAAAUCAGUAUGAAUCAUCCGAAUCACCAAUGUCGUUGGACUUGACGUGUAUUCCCACUUGACAGUGGUUUGCGGAGUCGUGGCACUGUGAACAGUUUACGAUGAGGUUUCUCGGGACUCAAGGGGAAAUUCAACACCUGUCGUUCCGCCCGUAUACAUGAAACAAACUAUUAUUACGGUGCAACCACACAAUCAGAACGGUACAAAUAGAGCACAAAGAGUCCCAGUUCCAGUCAACACAACCGAAUGGGUUUCGACGCCGCGAAGUCAACUGAAUCCGCUCAUCGGAACGGACUUUUUAAAUGGAAUCGAGCAGCUUGAAAUUCAACAGACAGUACAACUGAGCACUUUACUAGGUGAAACGAAGUCGGGAAAUCAAUAUAGAGUCAAAGUUCCCAGAGCCGAGACAAUAUUUCUAGCCACGGAAACAUCCACCGAAUGCCAACGCGAUAUCUUGGGUUCCUCCAGAGGUUUCAGUUUGACUUUGACAGAUCCCACGGGACAAGAUGCUUUCAAAUUUACAAAAAGUCCAGGCUGGGGUUGCGUACCUGGAUUUUUACACAAAAUGUUUGUCGAUUGCACGGAUCCGAUCGGAAGUAUAGAGCAGAACUUUACACUUCUUGGGCCUAGCUUUACGGUGUACAAUAAUGCACGGAACCCCCUGUGCAAAAUAUAUGGACCUAAUAUGUUUUGCUGUUGCAUAUCGAGAGAUACCCAAUUCCAGAUAGUAUCUGUCGAUGGAACACAUCAGAUUGCUUCCCUCAUACGCCAAUGGGAUCACAUACUACUAGAUUAUACGAUAACGUUGACUGUGCCAGCAGGUACAAAUGUGAACCUCAAAGGUUUGCUACUCGGAGCUGCAUUUUUGUUGGAAUAUUUGUAUUUUUCACGCUUGAAGAAAUCUUGAUACUGAUAACACAUAGCAAAACGGCUACUUACAAAUAAUAAGCCUUUCUGCAGUCAAAGAACAUUAAAGAGUGCAAGGGAACGACUCUUCUUACACUGUCGAAUUGCUUCAAAUUUUUUCCUUAUACAAUAUUAUAUGAAAUGUAUAAUGUAAAGCAAAUAAAUUUGAUUUGACCAUCCUCGAAACUUGAAAAAUGUCAACGAAUAUAUUCACUUAUAUAUAAUACGAGCACAUAACAACUUAAUAACUAGUACAAAGAAUGGUCACAGAACUUUGCAUGUUUGAUCUGAAAAAAAAAUCCAUUCCUGUACAACCAGAGCACUCGUUUCAAAUUCCUUGUAGGGCUUGUAGGUAUCAGUCAAUGCCUAUUCGGAUUAACGAGUAUUUGAAUUUAAAAUCGCUGUCAAGACCUGCAUCUGUUUUCAUGUUUCAUCAAUUUUAUUUUAUAGUUGAAUGAGAUAAGCUCACGUAGUCUAUAACCGCAUAUUAUUUCAAUUUUGAAAUGUACGACGGUCAAAUAAACUUGGGCACAC